AUGACGCUCAACGCCUCGAGCGUGGCCAAGUGCCGCCAGUGGCGUAAUGAGCUAGCUAUGGCUAACCCGGAUCCGACUCCGGUGUACGAUAUGUUCAAAGACAUACCGCCGCAGCCGACCUAUCCGACACAUGUUUACACUACCACCAUCUGCUGCGAGAAGGAGAACUGUGACAAGGCGAAGUUGGAAUCCAUGCCAGAGCACUUCUUCCGAGAUCCCGCUACCCCGUAUGGCGUGGCUCCUGAGUGCUAUGAUAAUGGCAAGGGCGAACCAGCUGCUCCUCCCCCGGACCCGUACAUCCAGGCCUAUUGCCCCUGCCUGAUCAACAGAGGCCAGCUGGUGACCAUCUGCUGCGUCCGCCGUGACUGCGACGACUCCACCAAGAUCCCGGGCGUCGGCCGCGAGCGCACCCGCAGCCCCAAGUCGUACAAUAACAACAACCACAACAACAGCGGCAACAACUACAAAUACUAA
This is a messenger RNA of Spodoptera exigua (beet armyworm), 474 nucleotides long. NCBI's taxonomy places the organism in Eukaryota, Metazoa, Arthropoda, Insecta, Lepidoptera, Noctuidae. The record is from the annotation of a GenBank genome assembly.